GCGGAAACUGAAGGGGGAGCUGAGGCCGCGGAAGCAGGUGAGCGGGGCGGGCGCGGAUGGAGCGGGAGAGGCCGCCGUCGGCGGGCAGCGGCUCCCGCCACAAUGCCGGCAAACGCGCCCAGCGAGCGCAGCAGGCGUCCGGCAGAAAGGCACGAACCACAAAAGCACUUAGGUCAUUACAGUUUGCAAAUCCAGGCCGCCAAAUAACAGAGUUCACUCCAGAAACCAGUCGGAGGGAGAAACGAAAGCUACAGACGAAGCAGCCAAGCCAAUCUAAUGCAGACAGGCAAACGAUGCCCAUAAAAAGCAAAGUGUAUGACAGUCAAGGACUCCUCAUCUUUAGUGGACUGGACCGGUGUGAUUGUUUGGACGAGGAUUGUUUGGGCUGCUUUUACCCCUGCCCCAGCUGUGGAUCCCAAAAGUGUGGCCUUGAAUGUCGCUGUGACCGAAAAUGGUUGUACGAGCAAAUUGAAGUAGAAGGCGGUGAAAUAAUUCGCAAUAAAAAUGUGAACUAGGUUGGUGGGGGGGUUUUAAAAGAUUUUAUUUAUAACUAUAAACUAAAAUGUGCCAUUUUCUUCUACAACUAAUUGGAAAUGUGUAACCUUGUAAAAGUGUGGCUAUUGGGCUGGCACUUGAUCCAAGGAACAUUCCAGGGAAAGGAAACCUAUUGCAGAUCUUAAAAGAUAUACUUGUAUAUUUAAUAAUUUUUAAUGUUAGAGCAAUUUAAAUAUAUGAUCAGCAGUGUUAAACAUUAUGUGUGCUGUAAGUGCAAAUAUUUUCUAGAAGAGUUUAACUUGCUCUUCUAUUUGGUCAAUUAAUUUGAAUUAUUGAAUUCAAAUUUUCUUUAAGCAAUAACUUCUAAUUUUAGUAGUUUACUUUGAAUUACUGGAUAAUUCAAAAAAAAUAAUCAGUGGAAAAUUGUAUUUUGAUUGUCGGGACUACAUUACUUCCACCUUGGCUGUAAGUAAAGCUGUUUCCUUCUGUGAUGGUAUACUGUUGCAUAAUAAGGCUGCUGGAUGCUAUUUGUUUGUCUGACUUCUGAAGAGGAUGUAAUCUUUCUUCAGUUUCUGCCCAAAUAAACCAUUUCCUCAUCAA
Pristis pectinata (smalltooth sawfish) is the source of this 1095-nucleotide messenger RNA. Its product is annotated as ARL14 effector protein-like. NCBI's taxonomy places the organism in Eukaryota, Metazoa, Chordata, Chondrichthyes, Rhinopristiformes, Pristidae. Bases 57 to 515 code for a protein of 152 amino acids. The transcript is spliced from 3 exons. The record is from RefSeq and is a predicted model, not a curated record. Gene Ontology annotation, cellular component: intracellular membrane-bounded organelle.